AUGAAAUGUCAUUAUAAGGUAUGUAUUUAGAAAGAAAGAAAGAAAGAAGAACCAAAACAAAGAUAAGAAGGCGAUCUAGAAGAAGAAAUAGAUGAAUAAAUUUAGUAGUUAUAAAAGGGAAGAACUAAAAUUAUUAAGGAGGUUUUCGAAAAGUGUAAAGAGAGGGCUGAAAGAAAAAAUUGGAAGCUGAAAAUAAAAAUUAGAAAAAAGGAUCGAAAUAAUUCGUAAAUGACAGGAAGGUCUUUAUUUGUUAACGAUCCUAGUUUGUUUAUUGAUGAUGAUGAAACAGAGAAAGGUUAUGAGAGAGAGGAAUAAAUAGAAAAAAUGAUGAGGAAGAUGAAUAAAACAAUAAAUAAAAAUUAUAUGAAGGGAAUGAAAUUAAUAAUAGGAUGA
Paramecium tetraurelia is the source of this 393-nucleotide messenger RNA. RefSeq lists its product as uncharacterized. The transcript has 2 exons. Gene Ontology annotation, molecular function: mRNA binding. NCBI's taxonomy places the organism in Eukaryota, Ciliophora, Oligohymenophorea, Peniculida, Parameciidae. Gene Ontology annotation, cellular component: cytosol. Gene Ontology annotation, biological process: cytoplasmic translation. The record is from RefSeq and is a predicted model, not a curated record.